GCCUGUCUAUUUGUCUGUCAAAUACCUUUAUGUCUUUUAAGAAUUCCCUUCUAUUUUGAACACUUCACCAUGAUGCCGAGGUCCAAACUAAACUACUUUAUCUUACUUAAUUUUUACCUUACAAUCGUGGUAUUUGGCUAUCAAGAUGACUGUGGCCCUCCUCCUGAUCUUCAAUAUGGAGAGCUAAGAGAAUUUUAUAUGGACACCAACAAAUUCUCAAAAGACAACAUAGUGUAUUACAAAUGCCGUCCUGGCUAUGCACCUGUUCCCAACACCAAAACCUAUAUUACCUGCUUGGGAGCAUCGCAGUGGUCUUCACCAGACGUAUUCUGCAAUCCUGCAUGUGGACAACCCCCUGUAUUGGAAUACGGCGACCUUCAGGAAAACUUUGUGGAAGUAGCUUACUUUCCUGUGGGUGACAAGGUUUAUUAUAAAUGCAAGCCUGAUUACGUAUAUGUUCAAGGUGCCAAAACAGAUAUAACAUGCUUGGAGGAAUUAGAGUGGUCUGUUCCUGACAUAUUCUGCAAAUCUGCACCUACCUGUGGGCCUCCUCCUAGGCUACAAGAUUUAGAACCUAAGGAAGCGUACUUGAGUAGGACUUCAUUUGCCGUAAAGGAAAAAGUGGAAUUCCAGUGCCGCCCAGGCUACACUUUUUAUUUUUCUCGUUUUAGAAAUAUUGCUGCAUCUUGCGAAUCUAAUCUUGAAUGGUCUUUUUCUCAUCCUAUUUCCAACACGUUUUGCAAACGAAAAUCAUGUGGGAAUCCUGGAGAUAUUAUUAAUGGAGCUUAUGAAGCAGACGACUUUACAUUUGGCUCCAAAGCAGUCUAUAAGUGUAAUAAUGGAUACAGAAUGUUGACAAAACGGAACUACAGAGAAUGCCUGGCAGAUGGACAAUGGAGUAACAUUACCCCUGAAUGUGAAGGUAAAAUAAAGCAAUGA
Molecule: messenger RNA, 939 nt
Organism: Pelobates fuscus (common spadefoot toad)
Lineage: Eukaryota; Metazoa; Chordata; Amphibia; Anura; Pelobatidae
Product: complement decay-accelerating factor, GPI-anchored-like
Exons: 7
Coding region: 70-939 (289 amino acids)
Source: RefSeq, a predicted model, not a curated record